UAAAUUUGACACACCACCUAAUGUAGAAACAUUCACUCAAAAACUUCCUUCUGAUUUUUCUCACUGUCAUAAUAUGGAGAUUCUGCUCUUUCAUUUCAACUUAAUUCCUAUGUUGUUUUUCUUCUUUCUUCUCUUUAUUGUUGUUAGAAAACGGAAAAAUAUGAUAACUAAUGGUAAUCAAAUAUUAUUACCACCAGGUCCAUGGAAAUUGCCUCUUACUGGAAGUUUGCAUCACCUUAUUGGAGAACUUCCACAUCAUGCUCUUAGAAAUUUAGCUAGAAAAUAUGGGCCACUGAUGCACUUGCAGCUAGGUGAAGUUCAUGCAGUUGUUGUAUCAUCUCCUCAUUUGGCAAAACAAUUUCUAAAAGUUCAUGACCAUUCUUUUGCAACAAGGCCAGAGCUUAUGGCUUCUGAUAUAAUCUUUUAUCGUCAAAAGGACAUUGCAUUUGCAAAAUAUGGCGAUUACUGGAAACAUAUGCGUAAAAUAUGCAUUUCAGAGUUACUCAGUGCAAAGAUGGUCAAGUCAUUUAGUCUAAUUCGACAAGAUGAGGUUCAUAAUCUCGUUACAUCAAUACGUUCCACGCCAAAUGCUGUGGUUAACAUGACUGAAAAGGCUCUUCGACUUACCAGCUCGGUGAUUUGUAGAUCAGCUUUUGGGAAAAUAUGGGAAGAUAGAGAUAAUUUGUUAAUGAUUAUGAGUGACGUAGUAUCCUUAUCAGGUGGGUUUGAUGUGGCCGAUCUCUUUCCUUCGUGGAUAUUACUUCAUGAAAUCAGCGGAAUGAGAAACAGAUUGAUGAGUAUGCAUAAAAAGAUUGAUGUAAUAUUGGAGAACAUUAUUAAUGAACAUAAAGAUAAUCAAGCAAAUGGGAAGAAGGGCAAUGGUGAGUUUGGAGGUGAAGAUCUGAUCGAUGUUUUACUCAGAGUUAUGGAGAAUCUCGAACAUCAGUAUCCAAUGACAAAUGACAAUAUCAAAGCAGUCAUUCUUGACAUGUUCUUCGGGGGAACAGAAACUUCAUCUACGAUGAUACAAUGGGCGUUCUCAGAAUUAAUGAAGAAUCCAAAUGUCAUGGCCAAAGCACAAGAGGAAGUGAGAAAGACCUGUAAAGGGAAGAAAGAUUUGGAUGACAAUGAUCUCGAAGAGUUGAAGUAUCUGAAGUUAGUGAUUAAAGAAACACUACGGUUACACCCUGCAUCUCCUCUUUUAGGCCUUAGAGAAUGCAGGAAGGAAACAGAAAUUGAUGGAUACACCAUCCCUCUUAAAGCCACAGUAAUAGUUAAUGGUUGGGCCAUUGGAAGAGAUCCUGAAAGUUGGGACGACCCUGAAAAUUUCGUGCCAGAAAGAUUUGAAAACAGUUCUGUGGAUUUUAAUGGAAAUCAUUUUCAACUUAUUCCAUUUGGUGCUGGAAGCAGGAUGUGUCCAGGAAUGCAUUUCGGUUUGGCUAAUGUUGUGUAUCCGCUAGCACAGUUGCUUUACCACUUCAAUUGGGACCUUCCUUAUGGACUACAACCUGAUGACCUGGAUAUGACUGAAACAUGUGGAAUAUCUGCAUCUAGGAAAAAUCAUCUUCACUUGAUUGCCAUUCCACAUGAUUUGUCACAACAUUGAUACAAUACCUACAUAUUGUUUUCAAUGCUUUAUGUUAACUGUCAUGCUUUGUUCUGUUUCUUUGGAUGAAUAAAUGAAGCAGUUCGCUCAUAAAA
This is a messenger RNA of Lycium barbarum (goji berry), 1701 nucleotides long. Its product is annotated as premnaspirodiene oxygenase-like. The transcript is spliced from 2 exons. Gene Ontology annotation, molecular function: oxidoreductase activity, acting on paired donors, with incorporation or reduction of molecular oxygen; heme binding; monooxygenase activity. The record is from RefSeq and is a predicted model, not a curated record. Bases 74 to 1606 code for a protein of 510 amino acids. Lineage: Eukaryota; Viridiplantae; Streptophyta; Magnoliopsida; Solanales; Solanaceae.